UGAUGUGUGAAAAUAGCUUGUCACCCUGCUGUCUAGAUAAUAAUGUUGUUUGUAAGCACACUUCACUAGCACGCUGCGAUUGAUUGAAGCACUCAGCACCUUCAGUUCGAUGCACCCUUCGCGAAUGUUAGUUGUGUGCGCGUGUGAUUUUCCCUUCCGAAAAAUGGCUUUGCGUACUUUGAUGCAAAGGUCUCGUGGUUCCACUGAACGUUUGUGCGCCAAAAGGUAUGUAAACACCGUUGCCACAGCAACGAAGCAGUUCAUCGAUCCGGAAUGGAGCACCGCAAAGCCGUACAAAGCCAUUCCCAGUCCGAAGUUGUUGGCGUUUGCGAAGGAAUUCAAAGAAGGAGGCCGUUAUUACGAACUUACCGGUGCCGAUCUGUUUGCUCGAUGGCGUGAAGAUUACGGUGACCUGAUACGCAUCAAAGGAAUGUUUGACCGACCGGACAUUGUGGUUACCUUUCAACCGGAAGACUUCGCAAAGGUAUUUCGCACCGAGGGUGCUUGGCCGAUACGGAGAAGCUCGGCAACGCUAUCCUACUAUCGGGAGAAGGUGCGCCCGGAGGUGUUUGGAGAGCUGAGCGGGCUCAUAACGACGCAAGGUGAAACGUGGCAGCAGCUGCGGACCAUCGUGAACCCGGUGAUGAUGCAACCGAAAAUCAUUCGCCUCUACGUGGAUCAGGUGGAUGCUGUUGCGAGAGAGUUUAUGACAAUUGUGGCUGAACUGCGCGAUGCAAAGUGUGAAGUACCGGCCGAUUUCAACCAGUGGCUGAACCGUUGGGCACUAGAGACGAUGGGAGUGCUCGCACUGGACACGCGGCUUGGUGUACUCCGACCGGAACAGACAACAGGGGCAAAGGCUAUCAUUUCGCUUGUGCAAAAGAUAUUCGAUCUGAUGUACCGGCUGGAGUUUGAACCUGAAUAUGUUCUUUGGAAAUACUUCCAAACUCCAUCGCUUAAGCUGCUGAUGAAAGAGUUAGAUAAUUUAACAAAUCUUGUGAUGGGGAAAAUCGAUGAAGCAGUCCGGAGGAUUGAAAAAGCACCCAAUAUGGAAGGAACUCAGAGUGUCCUGGAGAAACUGCUGAAGACGAACAAGCAGCUAGCAGUGGUGAUGGCUUUCGACAUGAUAAUGGCCGGAAUCGAUACGACAUCAUCGAGUACGUUUGGCAUUCUGUACUGUCUCGCGAAAAACCCAUCCAAGCAGGCGCUACUGCGCAAAGAGCUGCGUAGUAUUCUUCCGCACCAUGAUUCACCCUUGACGCCGGAAAACAUGCGCAACUUGCCGUACUUGCGUGCUUGUAUCAAGGAGGGACUGCGGCUGUACCAACCAACGCCAGCAAACGUGCGGAACGUGGGUCAUAAUAUCGUCCUGCAAGGAUACCGCAUACCGAAAGGAAUGGAGGUAGUGAUGGGAACGCUAGCGUUGCAACGUGAUGCAGCUUACUUCCCUCAGCCGGACGCAUUUCUGCCGGAAAGAUGGCUACCCGAAGGACAGGACACGGGUGUACCCAGCGGAAAGGAGGCACAUCCGUUUAUCUUUCUCCCGUUUGGAUUCGGUGCAAGAAGUUGCAUCGGCAAACGACUGGCGAUGAUGGAAAUGGAGAUCGUUAUUGCACGGCUUGUGCGUAGGUACGAGGUGGGAUGGAAUUACGGCAAGCUCAAAGUGAAAAUGGGCUUUGUCACUACUGCCACAGUGCCGCUUCAGUUCGAACUGAAAGAUGUGAUUGAUUAGCGGCAUCUAUAAAUAGCUCUGUAACGCUAACGGCGAUAACGGUACGUCCGGUGGUGUUGGUAUGCAAGUGUUUUGCAUGAGUCAACUGUUCUAAUCUAAUCUUAUCUUGCCUCUAUUCACUGACCUAGUACACUGAAAAGGAGUACUGGCCUAUGUUUUAUGAUAAUUGAAUAUAAUUUGAAUAUUUUGCUCAACAACUCUUCCAAUGUUGCACAACCAUUACCAUUGCCUUUUGUCACAUAAAUUUUGCAACCUUA
This is a messenger RNA of Anopheles arabiensis, 1989 nucleotides long. RefSeq names its product probable cytochrome P450 12a5, mitochondrial. NCBI's taxonomy places the organism in Eukaryota, Metazoa, Arthropoda, Insecta, Diptera, Culicidae. The coding region runs from base 110 to 1732 and encodes 540 amino acids. Gene Ontology annotation, molecular function: heme binding; iron ion binding; monooxygenase activity. The transcript has 8 exons. The record is from RefSeq and is a predicted model, not a curated record.